Messenger RNA from Paramecium octaurelia, 915 nucleotides. The record is from the annotation of a GenBank genome assembly. Lineage: Eukaryota; Ciliophora; Oligohymenophorea; Peniculida; Parameciidae.
AUGUCUGGAACACUCAUCAUCAAGCCAUUGAGUGCAAAGUUAACUCAUGAUACUGAAUCUUUUGGAAAGAUGGAUCCAUUCUGCUUAGUAAGAGUUGGUGGAUAAACUCAAAAAACUCGAUCACAUACAGAUGCUGGCAAAUACCCAUCUUGGACUGACACUCUUUCAUUUCGCAGAACUGGAGAGUUGAUUGCUGACAUUGAGAUAUGGGAUAGAGAUGAAGUAAGCAAAGAUGAUUUGAUCGGAUAAGGAUCUUUGGCACUAUAGACUUUCUUUACAAAACCAAAUGGAACUGAAUGGGUCAAUUUAAGUUAUAAAGUAUACAUUAUAUAUAUAAAUUAUUAGGGUAAAUAGGCUGGAUAGGUUUUGAUUGAAGUUUAGUUUUUCCCUGAUGGUGGUGCUAAACCUCCUGUUAUGCCUGGUUAAUAACCACCAUACUUUCCAAACCAACCUUACCAAUAAUAACCUAUGUAUCCUCCAUAACCAGGUUAUCCUCCUUAAUAACCGUAUCCACCCUAAUAGCCUGGUUAUCCUACUUAACCUGGAUACCCUCCAUAACCUGGCUAUCCUGCACAACCUUAUCCAUAAUAGCCCGGAUAUCCUCCCUAAUAACCAGGAUACCCUCCCUAAUAGCCAGGGUACCCUCCCUAAUAGCCAGGAUAUCCACCAUAAUAGCCAGGCUAUCCUCCUCAACCAGGCUACCCUCCUUAAUAACCAGGAUAUCCACCCUAAUAACCAGGAUAUCCACCUUAACAACCAGGAUAUCCACCCUAAUAACCAGGGUAUCCACCAUAAUAGCCAGGAUAUCCCGCCCAGCCAUAUCCUCCUUAAUAAGGAUAUCCCCCUCAGCCAGGAUACCCACAGUAACCAGGAUACCCAGGUUACCCUCAAUAAGGAUAUUAAAAGCCUUUUUGA